This is a messenger RNA of Lolium rigidum, 1015 nucleotides long. Its product is annotated as HVA22-like protein f. The coding region runs from base 285 to 755 and encodes 156 amino acids. NCBI's taxonomy places the organism in Eukaryota, Viridiplantae, Streptophyta, Magnoliopsida, Poales, Poaceae. The record is from RefSeq and is a predicted model, not a curated record. The transcript is spliced from 5 exons.
UUCUGGUUGUGCAACCUUGGAAAAGGUUCGUGGCAGUACAUGCAGUUGCUUCAGACCUUUCAACUCCAUUUGUUCUUUCUUUCCUUGGGCCAAGAGUAAGGGAGACUUUGCAUCGUAUCUGCAAGGAUGCCUUCCUUCUUCACCUUUAACCCCGAUUUUAAACUGCCUUGACUGAAGUAUAAAACCAUCAGCUGUAUCCCUUGUCAUCUACACCGUCCCAUUCCAACAGAGAAGAACAUCAAGAAUCCCCGGAGAAAGCUUCUCACAAGUUGCAGUAAGGAAUCAUGGGUGUUCUUGGUGCCCUUGCCAGGCAUUUGGAUUCUCUUGUUGGGCCUGGAAUCAUGCUGCUUUAUCCGCUAUACGCGUCGAUGCGUGCGAUCGAGAGCCCCUCUUCCCUGGAUGAUCAGCAGUGGCUCACCUACUGGGUCUUGUACUCCCUGAUCACCCUCUUUGAGCUCUCAUGUUGGAAGGCUCUCCAGUGGCUGCCUCUGUGGCCAUACAUGAAGCUCCUCUUCUGCUGCUGGCUGGUGCUGCCAAUCUUCAACGGCGCGGCCUACAUCUACGAGACGCACGUCCGGCGCUACUUCAAGAUCGGCCAGUACGUGAGCCCCGCCUACAAUGAGAGGCAGAGGAAGGUGCUGCAGAUGAUGAGCCUUGACGCCCGCAAGUCCGUCGAGCGAUUCAUCGAGACGCAUGGGCCCGGUGCCUUGGAGAAGAUCAUCCAGGCGGCCGAACAGGAAGCCAAGAGAGCCUAGUUUAGCUUGUGGUGAAAGUAAAAGGCAUUCUUUCAAUUGGGGGAAACGAAUGGAAAUGGCUGCCGUGUGUUGUGGUUAAUGUGCUUGAGCAGUUGUAAUCCUUGUGCCGUGUGCGUGUGAUUAGUCGGCUUGCUGGGCUUGGGAAGAUACCUUGCUGCAGAUAUGUGAGAGUUGACACAACGCAUCAGACUACAUACUUGGUGUACAGUACAAUCAUGUGAAAAUGCUUCUUAUCUGACAGAUCAAACCAGUCUAUGAAU